AUGGUGGAAGAAAUAGCAACGGAACCAGAUUUUGAAUACAUGGCAGCUACUUUUUUAAAGAAAUACAAAGAAAUUAUAGUAGGUAAAUUUAGGAGUGAUCCUGAUACUACUCGAUUCAAUAGACUUAUGCAGACUAAUAAUUUUGCGAGGCAAUUGGUUAGCAUGAGUGGUAGAAAUUGUACGAUCUAUGAGAAUGGUGAUUGGUACUCCAUUGUUUUGGAAGUGAUGGAUUUGGAUUUGAUUUAUAAAAAUGUGGAUGAGCAAGAUUUGAAAUCUGAUGAUGAAUAUCCUGAUGUAUUGGUUAGAGAAUUAUUACGAUAUUUCAAGCAGGAUUUCUUUAAAUGGUGUGACAAGCCUGAGUGUCAUACAUGUGGGAACUCUGAUCGAGUUCAAUUUCAUUCAACGGAACCUCCCAACUCCGAGGAGGCUAAGUAUGAAUGUGGCUCAGUGGAAGUGUUCCGAUGCGAUGGAUGUGGAUCCAUGAUAAGAUUUCCCAGAUAUAAUGAUCCAAUUAAACUAUUGGAGACUAGAACAGGUCGUUGUGGUGAAUGGUGUAAUUUAUUCACUUUAGUUCUCAAAUCGUUUGGAUUAGAGGCCAGAUAUGUUUGGAAUAGAGAGGAUCAUGUUUGGUGUGAAUAUUAUUCUCCUUAUUUGAAUCGAUGGGUUCAUGUUGAUUCCUGUGAACAGUCAUUUGAUCAACCCUAUAUUUAUUCCAUCAAUUGGAAUAAAAGUAUGAGUUAUUGUAUUGCAUUCAGUAAAGAUGACGUUACUGAUGUUAGUAAAAGAUAUAUCUUAAAAAAUGAACUUCCGAGGGAUCAAAUUAGUGAACUGGAUUUACAAUUUAUUUGUACUUACCUUACCAAGAGACUACGGAGGCAGAGAACGGAUGAUGAAUUAUUUGAACUCUUUAAGAGAGAUGAAAGAGAACGAUUUGAGUGGAUGCCAAAGGUGAAGAAAACGGAGCAGAAAUCUCCCACAAAGACAUUAGAGCCAGAGAAAGGACGACAAAGUGGGUCUGCUCAAUGGAAAUCUGCAAGGGGAGAAGAUGGUAAAUAG
Molecule: messenger RNA, 1056 nt
Organism: Naumovozyma castellii
Lineage: Eukaryota; Fungi; Ascomycota; Saccharomycetes; Saccharomycetales; Saccharomycetaceae
Gene: PNG1
Product: peptide-N4-(N-acetyl-beta-glucosaminyl)asparagine amidase
Exons: 1
Coding region: 1-1056 (351 amino acids)
Source: RefSeq, a predicted model, not a curated record